This is a messenger RNA of Dentiscutata erythropus, 1264 nucleotides long. NCBI's taxonomy places the organism in Eukaryota, Fungi, Glomeromycota, Glomeromycetes, Diversisporales, Gigasporaceae. The record is from the annotation of a GenBank genome assembly.
AUGACAGAUGAUUUGAAUACUAUGAUAGAUUCGACAGAGAAAAUUUCAAAAGUUGGUGGUUAUAGAGAAACCAUUAAACCUUUUAUUCCAAUUAUCAUUACAAUAUCAUUUCUCAUCAAAGAGAUUAUAGAAAUAUAUAAGAAAGCGCAAUUUAAUAAAAAAAUAUGUAAUUCAUUACUUGAUCGAGCAAAAUCAGCAGAAACAGCCAUGAAUACUCUGCAAAGAAGAAAACAAGAGAAUGAAAAAAAUUUUCUUAAUCAAUCAUAUUAUAAUAAUUUCAAUUUUGCGGGAGAAGUGACACAAAUUCGAGGGAUUGACAAAUACCUUAAUACUACUAGUAUUGAAGAUAAAUUUUUGGAAUUGACUAGUGUUUAUGAUAAGUGUAUGGAAGAUUUACAUUUUGUAUUCGUAAUUGCUCAAGACGAACAAAGAAGAUAUGAUCAGAAAGGUUUGGAAUCAGAUCUGGCAGAAAUGAGUGAGUUUUUAAACCAGUUUCAAGGAGAAUCCGAAAUCGUUCAAGAAUCCUUAAAAAUUCUUCACCAGGAGGUAUCAAUUAUCAAAACUCAAUUAAGUCAUCCAAUACAGAUUUCGGCACCAAGGAUAGAUCCAAAGCACCUAACAGAUAUUGAAAACGAAGAAAAACUAUUAAAAACAGUAGAAAAUUCAAGCAAUAUUAUGGUUGUAAAAAAGUUAUAUAAAAAUGCUAUAGUAUCGUGUAAUAAAAUUGGAUUUCAAACACAAGGAUUGUUAGCAAUUUUAGGAAAAUUGAAUGAAUGUCCAAAUAUUUUUAAAUUCUUUGGAAUGACAAGUCGUUUGGAACCGAAGCUAGCCAAUUUUCACUUUGAAAAAGUCCUUAAUCAUUCGGAAACAAUUUUUAACGACGGUAUUUUAAAUUUUGUUCACUGGUUAGCACCAGAAAAAAUGUAUGAGUAUAUGUGCUUAAAUGCCAGGAGACAAGAAUAUACACAACAAUGUGAAAUUUUCAGUUUUGGAAUGAUGUUAUGGGAACUAUGUUUUGAAAGGGUUCCUUACCAUUGUAAAGAUACGGGAUAUAUUACAAAUCACGUUACGAAAGCUGGUAGGGAAAGAAUUCCGGUUUACUCUGGAAGCAAAGAAGAUAAAGAGAUUUAUUUUGAAUUUAUAAAAAUUAUAAAAAUGGCAUGGGCGCAUGAUCCGGACGAAAGGAUUUCUAUAAAUAAAGUCUUGAAAUUGGAUGAAGGAAUAUCGGAAGAAUCGGUAAUGUCAGAUGACGAAGAUCUUUAUG